GUGGUUUCGCUUUUACACCGACUGCCGAUGACAAGAUAACGCCAUGGGGACUCUGGAAUACCCCAAGCUCUUAUCUCUGGCGCUUUGCGCGCUCUCUGGCCUGAUUUGGGUCAAGAAGAAACCACGAUUCUCCCAUAUACUUCUCCUGGCGCAUACGGCGUAUAUUGUCUACCAGCUGCUCAUUGCGUUCCCGAUGAACGUGUUUACAGACUUGGGCGUACCAUUGAACGGAUCUGCGGAACUGUUGAGGAUGCGAAUGGCCCGGCGGAGGCCACUGGAUCCUGAAUUGGAGGGGUUGUUCAAGCGGUUGGGGUCGUUGGACCAUAGACUGCUUUAUGUUCGAUUUGGACAUGAUAUUAUUGCGGGGUGUGACUAUUGCCAGUCGUUUGGUGAUUAUGCGUUGUUGGCGCUACCCCGGCCACUGCUAGCUUAUAUUCGUGAAAUGGCGUUCGUUGGGGUUCUGACGCUUCCUGGGUCCCCGAAAUCACACCUUCGACCUCUGGGGCUUGCAACUCUGAUGCUCUCAGCGCUUGCAGAAGCUUAUUUCAUCCUGUCAGCUACCAUUUCUAUCAAACCGCAAGAAGAGCCUCUCAUUACGAUGUGGCACGAUACCUUUCUCCGCGCACGGCUAGCCCUGUUUUUGCUGCUUCCUUUCCUGCUCCACCUACCCCGGAUACCAUUCAUUCACCGAAUACCGAUCAUCUCCACUUUCCUGCCCAUACCCGACCCCCGAGCCUCGCAGAACCGGAUACCAACAGGGCGCGUGCUGCAGCGCCUUCAGAGCACGCUCGACCAUCUCGUCCCCGGACUCCACCUUCUCAAAUACACACGGGCGGCGGUGAUGCGUGUGCCUGCGAUGCGGGACCGCGCUGGGGCGUGGUGGGAGGGGGAGAAGAAGGAAGGAGAUGCGGUGCUCGCUGAUGAGGGGUUCAAGAGGACGGCGAAGGGGAUGCAGCUGGCGUAUGAUGAGAAGGAUGGAGUGUUGAGGGAGAGCACGAAGGCUGCGUUGAACUCUUUGAUGCCUGGAAUGGUGCCCAGCGAGCAUUGGAGGAGGGAGGGGACGUGA
Molecule: messenger RNA, 1066 nt
Organism: Coprinopsis cinerea okayama7#130
Lineage: Eukaryota; Fungi; Basidiomycota; Agaricomycetes; Agaricales; Psathyrellaceae
Exons: 4
Coding region: 44-1066 (340 amino acids)
Source: RefSeq, a predicted model, not a curated record